Molecule: messenger RNA, 1224 nt
Organism: Glycine soja
Lineage: Eukaryota; Viridiplantae; Streptophyta; Magnoliopsida; Fabales; Fabaceae
Product: LIM domain-containing protein PLIM2c-like
Exons: 5
Coding region: 272-922 (216 amino acids)
Biological process (GO): actin filament bundle assembly
Cellular component (GO): plasma membrane; actin cytoskeleton
Molecular function (GO): actin filament binding
Source: RefSeq, a predicted model, not a curated record
UAAUAUUUUGAGGUCUCUAAUCAUUUGUCAAUCAUUUACCACAGCAAUCAAAUCCGUUAUAAUCUGAUAUAAAUUACUUUGCUUACACAUAUCAAAGACUUUAUUCAAUCCCCAUUUGUCUGAGGUGCAAUAAGGUUAUGAGUGCUGUUUUCUCUUCUUGAACUUCUCUUUAAUCCUCAGAUCCUGGAUUAAAGGAAAAACAUAAACAUCAGCCAGAAAAUUCCUGUGCCUUGUUUUACAUCUUUCUUCAGGAAGGAAAAGAAGAAGCAAAAUGUCAUUCACAGGAACUACAGAUAAAUGCAAGGCUUGUGAUAAGACUGUUUAUGUGGUUGACAUGUUAACUCUUGAAGGUAUACCUUACCAUAAAAACUGCUUCAGAUGCAGUCACUGCAAGGGAUACCUAACGAUGAACACCUACUCCUCAAUGGAUGGUGUCCUCUAUUGCAAGCCACACUUUGAACAGCUUUUCAAGGAAUCUGGCAAUUUCAGCAAGAACUUUCAAACAGCAAAGUCUUCUGAUAAACAAAAUGAGACGAAUAAGGCCCCCAACAGACUGUCAUCCAUGUUCAGUGGAACUCUAGACAAAUGCUCAGUUUGUUCAAAAACAGUCUAUCCUCUGGAAAAGAUGACACUGGAAGGGGAAUGCUAUCACAAGAAUUGCUUUAGGUGUGCUCAUGCAGGUUGCCACCUCACACAUUCCUCCUAUGCUGCCCUGGAUGGUGUCCUCUACUGUAGGCACCAUUUCCAACAGCUUUUCAUGGAGAAAGGGAACUAUCAUCAUGUACUCCAAUCUGCUAACCACAAGAAGAAUGUCACUCCUGAACCUGCUGAACCUGCAGCUGAAGGAGAUGAAGAGCCACCAAAGCCAGAAGAAUCUGAUUCUGAGGAACACACAGAAGAAAAGCCUCAAAAUGAAGCAUAGGACAUGAGCUGCUUCCUCCCUUUCUUUCAGGAUCCUACUAUAUAUAGAAAGGUGUCUUUUGUUAGAGUGUUGUUGGCACACUCUUUUGUCUGGUUGAAUUCCACUGUCUAACAUUUCUUUUUACAAAUUAGUUUAAUUGUAAGCUAAUUUGAGAGGUUUAUUAUGUAUUUAAACAAAGAGUUGUUAAAUACAAUAUAUUUUUUACCCUUUUGUUGGAGGUUUUUCUCCUGCAGUGAUAUGUCAUAUCACUGCUGUGUAAUAACAUAAGGGACACAGUCUCAUAUUGUUCACCAAUUUGUCUG